UAAAAUGUUCCCCGUUGCAGCGGAGGUGCUUCAGUUGUUUUCAGAGGACAGAGACUCCCCGGAGAGAAAGGUGCCCAGUUAACAUCCAGGACGAUCGGAUCCGAGCACAUAGUUUUGACAAGACGGAUCUUAACAAAAACAGCAAAUGAUGAAUUUCCUCUACCUUUUGGGGCUCUUCCUGGCUGCCCCGCCAAGCGUUCAUGCACGCUCUUCCUUGCGCUUCAUCGCUGUGGGUGAUUGGGGCGGGGUGCCCAACGCUCCUUUCUACACAGCCCGUGAGGCAGCUGUAGCCAAUGAGAUGGGGCGUACGGCAGCUUCGCUGGGAGCAGACUUCAUCUUGUCCCUUGGAGACAACUUCUACUACAGUGGUGUGCAAGACGCCUAUGACAAGCGCUUUCAGGAGACAUUCGAGUCAGUUUUCCAGGCACCCUCAUUGCGCAACUUGCCCUGGUAUGUGUUGGCUGGAAACCACGACCACUCAGGGAAUGUCACUGCACAGAUUGCCUAUAGUAAAAUCUCCAAACGCUGGCAUUUCCCCAAAAACUACUACAGGCUGAGGUUCAAAGUGCCCGGCACCAACGCCACCGUUUCCAUUGUCAUGAUAGACACGGUGACCAUCUGCGGCAAUUCGGAUGACUUCCAAAAUGAGCAGCCCCAGCACCCACAGGAACUGGGCGCGGCCCGCUCCCAGAUGUCCUGGCUCCGCAAACAGCUGGCCAACUCUCAGGAUGACUACUUGCUGGUGGCUGGGCACUACCCAGUGUGGUCGGUGGGGAAGCACGGCCCAACCACAUGCUUGGUGAAGCAACUGCAGCCGCUGCUGCUGAAAUACAAGGCCACAGCCUACUUGUGCGGCCAUGAUCACAACCUGCAGUACCUGCAGGACAAAACUGGCUUGGGCUACGUGCUAAGUGGAGCGGGGAACUUCAUGGAUGACUCCAAGCAACACCUUCACGAGGUCCCUGCUGGAUACCUGCGCUUCUUCUAUGGCCACGCCUCUUCUCAGGGGGGCUUUGCCUACAUUGAGAUUAAUGGCAAAGAGAUGAGCAUUACCUACAUUGAGGCCAAAGGGAAGUCUCUCUACAAGACCUUGCUGCCCAGGCGGAGACGUUUCUGAAGAUGAGACAUCAGUCAGCAUUGGCCUUGUAUUAAAUAUCCUGGCUUGUAGGGGCACUGUUGGCCUGUCUGACACACACAAACAGAGCACUCCUUCCUCCUAGGGCUGAGAACUGGCAUUUGUGGGGAGUGUAGCCAUCGAGAGAGCUCUAACAUCUCCUGUUUGUGAGGCAUUCCUACUCUUCUGCACACCCCAAAAGACCCACCUGUAUGAAACCGGUCGUGGGUAUGUAGUUCUGUCUUCCUCCCAGUAGAACCUCAUCUCUUCUGCAUCCAAAGCAUUCCUUUCUGAAUGCUGCCUCUGAAUCUUUGUAUGUGGCUCCUGCCCAGAUGUUAAUAACAUACCAGAUCCAGAGUCAUCACAGGGCUACUUAAUCGCCACCUGGCUGGUGGCUACUACGAGCCUUUGAAUAGUAAAAGUCAUAGGUGUUAAUUUUUCGGCAUUUCAAAAUUUUCAAGAAUUGAGGAACAAACCAUAGCGGGCAAUGGUCAGAGAUCUGCUCAGCUUAAAUGAAAUCCAUACCCUUGCUCCUGGCCUUUGUUCCAACCAUAGGAUGAGGCCUCCAUGCAGUCUUGCUAUGCCCAUUGCAGCUCCCAGAGGGCAAAAUGAGAAAGGAAGAAUUUAGAAUUGCCACUUAACCCACCCCACCCCCAGAGCCUUUACAAGCACAAACACAUGAGAGG
This is a messenger RNA of Lacerta agilis (Sand lizard), 1800 nucleotides long. It is a transcript of the gene ACP5, whose product is annotated as acid phosphatase 5, tartrate resistant. The coding region runs from base 146 to 1117 and encodes 323 amino acids. Gene Ontology annotation, molecular function: acid phosphatase activity; ferrous iron binding; ferric iron binding. The record is from RefSeq and is a predicted model, not a curated record. Lineage: Eukaryota; Metazoa; Chordata; Lepidosauria; Squamata; Lacertidae. Gene Ontology annotation, biological process: bone resorption. The transcript is spliced from 5 exons.